UCAACCAGUUUUUUCGCGAAACAGUACGAAAUGUUUAUUUUAGGCGGUACAAUUAAACAAGUCCCAAUGGCACAUAAGAUCAGAGACUAGCCAAGCAUAAAGACGUCUUUGAAAAAAGACAAAAAAGCGGGGUGAACUUAAUAUGCAAAAAUGCCACAUCUUUACUUUGUAGAGUACACACAUCAAGUGAGCAACGGUCAUAAUCUUUGAUACCAUACUGUCAUACAAAAAGGGAAAAAUCCUUAAAAGUUGAGAGUGAAGGAUAAGCAAUAUGUUGGUAAAUUGAAGUAUGCGUAGAUUAAAGAAACGGUGCUUAAGUUUAUUGAGAAUGCAAACAGUACUCAAUUAUUUGUUAUGGUUCUUUCUUCUUCAUAUCAUCUUAUUGGCAGUGUUCAUUGUAUAUCAGUCAAUGAAAGAUGAAUAUCCGACUACGAAAAAUCUACCAUUAUAUAAUGAACAACAAGACCAUAUUCCUUCUAACGAUAUUCAUUUUCGAAUAUCCACUCAAGAAGUGUUAAUCCGUGAAAUUAUAGACAGCCAAAGAUAUGAUAUUCAUAUCAGUAUUGCAAAGGGAAAGGGACCUCCAAAACUGUCGUUCAGUAAAAAUAAACGAUGGAUUCCUCCAAAGAUUGUAAAGGAUGUUCAUUCAAUGAAACGUUCAUUCACCAAAUAUGUGUACGUUCACGCCGAAUACACAGAGCAAAUGUCAAUGGCGACGUUAAGUUUAUUGAGUCUUUGCGGUUUUGCUCAGUUUGGCGAUCGAAAAGUCGUAAGACCUUACACUCGAGAUUCAAGGAUAACAAGCAAUGAACGUAACACCAGAUCACUUGGUGUACUUUAUGACUUGGAUUAUUUGGGUAAUUUACUGAACAAUGCUGGUUAUUCACCUCUUGUCGAUAAGCAAGAAUAUUUAAAUGAAUGCAAACCGACAGAUCCAAAUCAUGUUACCAUUCAUUUUCUCUACAUUGGAGGUGUAACGAAAAAUUGGAAUUUAGGCAAAUUUAAGAUAACUGAGGAUGUUUAUGAUAAUAUUUUUGCGAAAACCAAAGCAACAGGAUGGACCGACUGUUCGUUUCUUGAUAAUCUAAUGAAAAUUACACCAAGUAAGAGACAAUAUUGCAUUAAUCCCACAAUCAUUAAAGACUGGCGCGUUCUUGAACGAGAUAUUGUUAAUGGGGCGAAAUGUUUAAACAUAAUUCUCUGGAGGGGAAUUGGUGGUGGAAAAUAUCGUAGUUAUUUCACGGAAGAGCAUAUAAAAUAUUCACACACCGUUUUGCAAUAUGCAUUGAAACCCAGUAUAACUGUGCAACAUGAAGUAACAAAAUUUCAACAAGCUUUUCUUCAAGAUCGCUACAUUGCAGUCUAUAUUCGCGCGGAACUUGUCCUUAUACCGCAUCGCUUCGAUAUUGAUUUGUUUAGAAACUGUUUGAACGUCGUUGUUGAUGUUGUAGCAGCUCUUAAAACCAUUACUGGUAUUAAUCUAGUCUAUCUUGCAUCUGAUAUGUCUAAAUAUGGUUCUGGAUCGUUGCUUCGAAAUUAUCUUGGCAGUUCUGAAAACAAAACAAAUCCUUUUCCGGAAAUUUUCAGCUCUCUAAAGUCUCGUAUCGGAGGUGUAGUGUAUGAUUACAAUCCUUUAAAUACUGAGAUUGUAGAUCGUGGAGCAAUAGCUCUUGUUGAUUGGUCACUUUUAUCGCAUGCGCAGUACUUAGUUACCGCUGGUGAUGAAGAAAUGUCGUCAUUCGUACGUCUGGUUAUCGGAUCUUUUCUCACCAAUCAUCAAGAUGAUAAGGAACUUUGGUCGAAGAUUUCCGUGUGUGGGAAAUAAACUGUUGAACAAUGCUCAUUGGUCAGUUGAUAAAUCACGUGUCUUUGGUGAACGCCAUAAAUGUCUUUACUCGUGACUAAAGACGAAACAAAAAUCAAACAGUUUCUUGAUGUUAUCAAAAAAAAUGCAUAAAAUUUUUAUCGCGUUCUCUUUCGUUUUGUUACCUUUUGUGGCGAGCCGAGUUGACUUCUUCAACUUUUUUUAAACUAUCCAGAGCAUGAGGUAUUCUAAAAAAUGAAUUAGGUAUCUUGAAGUAUAUACUAGGUAUCCUGAAGUAUAUAUUAGGUGUAUCUUAAAAUAUAUAUUAGGUAUCCUGAAGUAUAUAUUAGGUAUCUUAAAGGAUAGAUCCAGACACAUGAUGUAUGUUAAAUGACAGAAGUGAAGAUCACCUGCUUUUUUUUAUACUAGGAAUUUCCUCCUGAUCUUGAGUAUAUGAUUGUAACUGAUAAUAAAAAUGGGGCAAAACAACAAAA
This is a messenger RNA of Xenia sp. Carnegie-2017, 2298 nucleotides long. RefSeq lists its product as uncharacterized. Bases 290 to 1825 code for a protein of 511 amino acids. The record is from RefSeq and is a predicted model, not a curated record. The transcript has a single exon. NCBI's taxonomy places the organism in Eukaryota, Metazoa, Cnidaria, Anthozoa, Malacalcyonacea, Xeniidae.